Molecule: messenger RNA, 2343 nt
Organism: Aspergillus fumigatus Af293
Lineage: Eukaryota; Fungi; Ascomycota; Eurotiomycetes; Eurotiales; Aspergillaceae
Gene: pmt4
Product: dolichyl-phosphate-mannose-protein mannosyltransferase
Biological process (GO): protein O-linked glycosylation via mannose
Cellular component (GO): membrane; endoplasmic reticulum
Molecular function (GO): dolichyl-phosphate-mannose-protein mannosyltransferase activity
Source: RefSeq, a predicted model, not a curated record
AUGUCUUCAUCUCCUUCGUCCUCUCUUCGCAAGAGAGGCGGGAGAAAGGAGGCCUACUCUCCAUUGCCUUCGGACGAUGCCUCCUCUCCUUUGUCUUCAUCCAAGCCGAGCGUGGCUUCCACGAACCAGUCGGGAUGGGACUAUAGGCUGGCCUUAGUCGUUCUCACCAUCCUGGCUUUCAUCACCCGGUUCUAUAAGAUAUCCUACCCUAAUGAAGUGGUAUUUGACGAGGUGCAUUUUGGCAAGUUCGCUUCGUACUACUUACAAAGAACUUAUUUCUUCGAUGUGCACCCUCCAUUUGGCAAAUUGCUCUUCGCUUUCAUGGGGUGGCUGAUUGGCUACGAUGGCCACUUUUUGUUCGACAACAUCGGCGACUCCUAUAUCGAUAACAAAGUUCCUUAUGUCGCUCUCCGCGCAAUGCCGGCCACUCUGGGGGCUCUGACCAUCCCUGUGGUCUUCCUCAUCAUGUGGGAAUCCGGAUAUUCGUUGCCGGCCUGCGUGUUGGCUGCCGGUCUCGUACUGUUUGACAAUGCCCACGUCGGAGAGGACAGACUGAUUCUGCUGGAUGCCUCCUUGGUACUAUCCAUGGCACUAAGCAUCCUGUGCUACGUUCGCUUCUACAAGCUGCGUCAUGAACCCUUUGGCCGUAAAUGGUGGAAGUGGCUGCUCUUGACGGGCGUUAGUCUCAGCUGCGUUAUCUCUACGAAGUAUGUCGGUGUUUUCACAUUUGUCACCAUUGGUGCUGCGGUUUUGGUUGACCUGUGGAACUUGUUGGAUAUCAACCGCCCAUCGGGAGCUCUCAGCAUGGCCCAUUGGACUAAGCACUUUGCUGCCCGCGCAUUUGCCCUCAUCAUUGUGCCUUUCUUCUUUUACCUGUUCUGGUUCCAGGUCCAUUUCGCCAUUCUCACCCGCUCCGGGCCAGGCGAUGAUUUCAUGACCCCGGAGUUCCAGGAAACCCUCAGUGACAACCUCAUGUCGGCGCAGUCGAUCGGCAUUCAGUACUAUGACACAAUCACUAUCAGGCACAAGGACACCAAGGUGUUUCUUCACAGCCACUGGGAGAAGUAUCCCCUCCGCUAUGAUGACGGCCGUAUUUCCAGCCAGGGCCAGCAGGUCACAGGAUACCCAUUCAACGACACGAACAAUCACUGGCAGAUUCUGCCUUCUGUUCCCUAUCCUGAAACCGACAGGCAAGGCCACAGUGUCAAGAACGGCGACAUCGUCCAGCUCCGUCACGUCGGUACUGACACCAUCCUGCUGACGCACGAUGUUGCGUCGCCUUAUUAUCCUACCAACCAGGAGUUCACCACCGUUUCUCAUGAAUUGGCCAAUGGUGAGCGACACAACGAUACGCUGUUCGAGAUCAAGAUCGAGAACGGCAAGCCUCAACAGGAAUUCCGCUCUCUCUCAAGCCAUUUCAAGCUGAUCCAUGUGCCCACUCGCGUCGCGAUGUGGACCCAUACAACCCCCCUUCCUGAGUGGGCCUUUAAGCAAGCCGAGAUCAACGGCAACAAAAAUAUCCUUCAGACGAGCAAUCUUUGGUUCGUGGACACAAUCGAGUCGUUGGAAGAAAACAGCCCCCGUGCUAUAAAGAAAGAGCGCCAGGUCAAACAUCUCCCCUUCUGGCGCAAGUACCUUGAGCUGCAACGGGCUAUGUUCUUCCAUAACAAUGCUCUGACCAGCAGCCAUCCGUACGCCAGCGAGCCCUUCCAGUGGCCCUUCCUACUCCGAGGUGUCAGCUUCUGGACCAAAAAUGACACCAGAGAGCAGAUUUAUUUCCUGGGUAAUCCUAUCGGGUGGUGGAUUGCCAGCAGUCUGUUGGCUGUCUUUGUCGGGGUCAUCGGCGCUGAUCAGCUGUCCCUUCGCCGCGGAGUCGACGCUCUUGAAGAAAUUUGGGGCCGUGGCGCUCGUUCUCGUCUGUACAACAGCACUGCCUUCUUGUUCCUUUGCUGGGCUGCCCACUACUUCCCCUUCUGGCUGAUGGGUCGCCAGCGUUUCCUCCACCAUUACCUUCCGGCUCACGUCGCGUCUUGUAUGGUCGCAGGAGCCCUGAUCGAAUUCAUUUUCAAUUUGCAGCCGAUCUCCGUGGCUAGAGCUGUAAAGGAAGAUGAUCCGACUGGCAAGUCCAAGGCCCAUGGUAGCGCCGGUCAUUUUGUCACGGCGAAGGAACGAAUGGGUCGCCAGUCGCUCAUUGCUGGAUGGGUUGCGACCCUGGUCAUUCUGAGUUUGACGAUCUGGGGAUUCUGCUUCUUUGCGCCCCUGACAUACGGUACCCCUGGUUUGGAUGUUGCAGGCGUCAAUGCACGGAAAUGGCUGGGCUAUGACCUGCAUUUCGCCAAAUAA